AUGGAGCGCCUUUUGAACCACCGCGAUGUGAAUAGCGUCCGGACGAGUUACCUCGUCCGCUGGCGUGGCUAUCCACCGGCCUGGGACAUCUGGUAUCCUCGUGCCCAGCUGAUUGUUAAUGUCCUUGGUAUCGCCGAGCAGUGCGACGAGACCCAAUUGCUGCAUUUGAAGAAGGGCCGUCGGAAAACGACCUCCCUGAACGCGAGCCUCCCUAGGAGCACGCCGGUGGAACUUGUACCGCGCCCCGACUGGGUUGCGUUUCUCAAACCUGAUGCGAGCUGCAUCAAGUUUAUUGAUCCAGGUCUCACGGCCAAUGCACACGAUGUUAUGGAUGAGGGCAUUCCAUCCCUGCACCAAGGCUUUGCCGUCUCGCACACGGCUGCUAUUGUACCACCAAUGUUUGAAGAACGCAUCGGUGAAGAAUUCUUCCUCAGCACGGAUAGUUUCCGUGCUGAAAUCAGGUGGAAAAAUCUUCCUGCAAUCGAACAACGGGAUUUGAUCCCGUUCGGUAGUCGUUCCGGCUAA
Messenger RNA from Peronospora matthiolae, 525 nucleotides. The record is from the annotation of a GenBank genome assembly. NCBI's taxonomy places the organism in Eukaryota, Oomycota, Peronosporomycetes, Peronosporales, Peronosporaceae.